AUGAAUCUUUUCCAUUUCGAUCAGGCCUCACCCCAAGACACCGAAUUGAACACGAUGCCACCGACAUACGACUUCCACCCAAUCAGUCCAACCACCCUGGAGCAAGCUCCCAUGUUCGGAGACCACAACAUGUCCCAUCAGAUGAAUGUCAACCCAGGAAACAUGUGGGGUGGUGUAUCGCAACCUGCGCUCGAUGGCGGCUUAGAAAAACUUCUCAACAACUAUGGUGCCUCUAUGGAGCGAUUCGGCCAGGUGACGCCCCCAGAAGACGCCAACACGCAUGGACGGUCCAACUCCUCUAGCAAGAGAGCCGACUCUGGGGCUUCCGGUAUCGAGGUUGACGAUGCGUCGAGUAUGUCUCCUCGUAGCUCCAUGUCCAACAAACGACCUUCAGUGAGAUCGUCACAAAAAAGUCGGAAAGAAAGUCGGGCGUCAGACGAUGGCGUGGCCGGCGACAAGAAGGAUAAAUACCGAGAGAAGAACCGUGUCGCUGCAGCAAAGUGCCGUGCCAAGAAGAAGGAGCAUACCGACAGUCUUGAGGACACAUACCGUACGCAAAGUGCCAUGAACACUGCGCUGAAGCAGACCGAGAAGUCCCUCCGCGAUGAGUUGUCGUACUGGCGUACGCAAGCAUUGCAACACACAUUCUGCAGUUGCCAUCCCAUUCAAGAGUACAACUUGAGGAAGGCCCAGAGUAUGGCUUUCGGCGCCAACUAUGGCUCAACGUCAUCUCCAGUCAUUGCAAACGGUCGCUCGGCUUCUUUCAGUCACAGUCAUCUCCAGUCAUCGUCUGCUGUUGAGAUGGUCUCUCCCGUGAUGAGCGAGCCUGACGGCAGAACUGCUUCGGCGGCGACGUUCUCAAGCAUGCCAGACUCAGAGCUCAAGGAUGUGACCAGACAAUAA
Aureobasidium namibiae CBS 147.97 is the source of this 903-nucleotide messenger RNA. RefSeq lists its product as uncharacterized. NCBI's taxonomy places the organism in Eukaryota, Fungi, Ascomycota, Dothideomycetes, Dothideales, Saccotheciaceae. Gene Ontology annotation, molecular function: RNA polymerase II cis-regulatory region sequence-specific DNA binding; DNA-binding transcription factor activity, RNA polymerase II-specific. The transcript has a single exon. The record is from RefSeq and is a predicted model, not a curated record. Gene Ontology annotation, biological process: regulation of transcription by RNA polymerase II. Bases 1 to 903 code for a protein of 300 amino acids.